CCAGAUUUUCAAAAAUGUAAUCGAUGAUUCUAGUUGAAAACGAUUAACUCUAAUAACAAAGAAACAAGGCAAUUAAAAUGUCAGUUUCUAUUCCGUUGCCAUCCAAUGAAAAAAUGUUUUUUGUGAGUUUCGGCGUUUUGAGUUCUGUUUUAGUUAUCAAUUCUGCAAUCUCCAUUUUGCCCAUCAGUGGACUAACAUUCCUGUUUAUUGCGAUAUUCAUAUGGUUUUUUUUGCUGUGCAUCACUUUCGUGGGCUUGCACAAGCUGCUUCAACGCAAUGAACCAGUUUCGAGAUCAAUUCUUAACAAAUACCUCCAGUAUUUGGGGUUUUCGUUAGCAUCUACCCAAAAAGAGAGGAAAGCCCCAAAAAUCAAUCCUGUGAGCAUCGAGCGACUAACCUCAGACAUAGAUAAGUAUUUUAUAUGCAAGUGGUAUUCUUGUAUAAGUGAAGAUGCAGAUUUUUCUGUAGAAAGUAAAGCAUUUCUACAAGAAACUUUGACAAGACUAGCUGAUGUCGUAGUGCAAGUAAACCAUACUUGUUUGCUUCAUGGGAUGCUAAAUUUAUUUUUGAAACACUUAAAGGAAUUUAGGAGAAGUUUAAAGAGGAAGGAGAAAUAUAAUGUGGGAAUUGAAGAGCUAUACAGGUAUUCCCAUAUAUGCAGUAUAUCAAGUAACAAAAAUUCAAAAGAAUAUUUUGUACAUCAGCUGACAACUAGAAUACUACAACAUUUCAUCAAUUCUGAGCUUUGGAAUUCAUUACCAUGCCAUGUCUUGGUAUCUAUACUUGCCAGAAAACUCAUAAGCUACUUAUUAACUCUUUUAUCAAAUCCAGAAAUUUUAAACUAUAUUAUAUUGAACACUUUAGCUUCUGAAGUUGUUAAAGACAAAUUAAAAUUGAGUCAGUAUGGUCGAAUAUCGAUAGUGGAAUUUUUUGAUGUGAUAGAUACUUCUGCAAACAAAGGUGAUAAAAUUUUUCUAACAAAGGCCUCAACAAAGGACGACAUUGCUAUAAAAGCUGAAGAAUUACAACACAAAGUUGAAGAAGCAUCCAAACAAUACAAAGAAAUAAAUGGUACUAAAACUAGUAAAGAAAAGACUCGAGAAAAUAUUAACAAAGACGGAGUAAAGCUGAGACAUAGGGGAAAAAGUGACACUGUGGACAGAAAAAAUCCACCUGAAAAGUCUCCAAAACAAAGUGAUUCUGUAAAAAUCUAUGAGCCGAAAAGCAGUGGGAAAACUUGGAGAGAUUCUAGGGAUUUAGCCUGUGUUUCUUUAGGUCAAGAUCCCCUGGAUGCUUUAAUCGAUGGAGGAAAAAGUAGCUCAAAGCUGGGAUUCUGGGAAAGCACAAAAGAUAAUGACUCGCCGCCAAGUGCAUCCCAUUUAUUCAACGAAGUGAUUCAUAUGACUUCAAUGGAAGGCUUAAAGACUUCUAUGAAACCAUUAAGUGAUGUAACUGAACGUACUCUACACAACAUCAAAGACCUACAAGAGGCGACAGUGCAUAAUGCUCUACACAAAAUUGGUGACUUCCAGGUAACUGAUAGUAGUGAUAAAAUUCAAGAUCCUCUCACUUAUUUACACUAUGUACCACCAAACACUCUUCUGCAUUCUUCUGUUCUGUCAAACACUCAACGUCUUCUCUAUGCUCAACCUGAGGAUGAGGCAGCUGGAAUGGUUGAAGGAAUAUUGGAUUUUGGGAGAGCAGGGUUCCGAAAGGGUUUACGGUUAACAGGACUUCAAGACAAUAUUGAAACAGCCAAAACAACUUUAUCCAGUAAUACUGCAACUGCUAAAACUGUGACAAAAUCUAUGCGCGAGCAAGUGAAGAAAAAAUUAGAAGAACUAAAAAAAUCUGAUUCAGAUUCUCAAGAUAAAUUGAGUUCGGCUGAUAGCGCUGAUUCUAUAUGGAUUAAUCCUAUUCAAAUAGACUCGCCAACUGCUGUUAGCCAAGUUUCAAUGGAUAAAAUACCUUCCAAACCUGAUAUAGAACUCAACCAACUUCCUAGAGUAGAAGACUGCUUGAUUCCGUCAAUUUCCACUGAAGACGCAUCUGGUACAAACAGUCCGGAUCCAGAAUACGAAGACACCGCUGACCUUGCUUCCAGCAUUGCCAAAUUAAGAUCUUUGCUACAACAAAGAUCUUCUGAGUCUAACUUGUCGACGCCAGCACUCAGUCCAAUGCCUGACGAGUAUGUUAUCUUACAAAAGCAAAUUGAAUCUGAAAAUACUUCAGACGUGGAAGCACUGGAAGUAGACGGCGUCAUGCCAAGUUUUUAUAAAUUUUGUACUAAAACAGCAUCAGGGGUAUUUUCAAAUACUCUGAACACUAUUAAAACUGCCCUACCUGGAAAUACCACAGAAAGCAUUUAUACGGUUGAACUGUGGAAAUUUAUUGCAGAUCAGAAAGAAUCUGAUAUUCUAGUAAGAAUGAAAAAACUUCUAUCUGAAAGAAAGGAAUAUUGUAUAUUGGAUAAGGAAAUUGACACUGGAUAUGAUGCUUUGGAUUCAGUGGAUGUUUUUCAACAAUCGCCAGUGUUGAUUUCUAGUCUUCAUUUUGAAGAUGAACUGGAUGAUUUCGAAGGCAAAAUUCCAAUAACCAAAGUAGUUUUAGAUUUAUUUUGUGAAUUGUUUGCCGACACAAACUCUCCUUUAGUACAAGAGCCAAUGAUUAAAGCUGUGUUACUCGUGUUUGGACAGACAAUGGAGCAAAAAAUAAUUAGUUUAAUAGCACAAUUGGUGGAAUAUUUUGCUGAAAAUUUGGUAACUAUUCCUGAAUCUACAAAUUCUAAUGUGCUUUCAAUGGAUAUAGAUGAAUAUAUUAAAAGUAUAGAGGAUAGUACCUCAGAAGCUUUAAAAUAUUUAUUUGGCAAAACAAACUUCAGAGAAGCCCUAAGAAUGUUAAUUUCAUUAUUGCAAAAACAGAAAAUCAACGAAGAUUUGCUUUUACAAGGAUUGGAACUUGUAGCUAUGAAAUUGAUUGAAGAAAGUAUCCUAAUAUCACCUCCUGCUUCGGCAUGAUAAUUCUCAAGUAUUGAAAAUAAUGUUUACUUAAUGGUGCUUUAAUUUGUUAAAAAAAAGGUAUAUAUAACUUCAAAGGCUUUAAAAAAUCCCUAUCGCGGAUAUUUUUCUAAAACAAAUUUAUUUUGACAAACCUGUGCUACCUGACAAUGGCAAAAGUUCAAUAAUAAUUGUUGUACCAAAGAUAAAUAAUAUUUAUUUAAUGAGGGAAGUGAUAAGUAUUAAGGAUUGUAAAGUAUUUUUUAUGGGCUUAGGAUUUUUUCCCCAACCUAUCUGGGUAUAGGUUUUAAUUUUAAAUAUUUGACCAAAUGAUUUUACUUGUGUUAACUAUAGUUUAAGGUGCCAUAAUUCCAUUUUUAUAGUUUUUUUUAAAAAAAUUGUUUUUAUUGUGUUCUGUAUUUAUUCUGUGAUGUAUAUUAAUAGUAUUUUAUGUUUUUUGAUCUUGCAUUAUUUUUUAACCAAAGGCUUCAGUGUAUUUUACCUAAUAAAUAUAUGCUUACAGUUUC
This is a messenger RNA of Ceutorhynchus assimilis (cabbage seed weevil), 3523 nucleotides long. The record is from the annotation of a GenBank genome assembly. Lineage: Eukaryota; Metazoa; Arthropoda; Insecta; Coleoptera; Curculionidae.